This is a messenger RNA of Colius striatus (speckled mousebird), 1139 nucleotides long. It is a transcript of the gene LTB4R, whose product is annotated as leukotriene B4 receptor. Lineage: Eukaryota; Metazoa; Chordata; Aves; Coliiformes; Coliidae. The record is from RefSeq and is a predicted model, not a curated record. The coding region runs from base 84 to 1139 and encodes 351 amino acids. Gene Ontology annotation, molecular function: G protein-coupled receptor activity; complement receptor activity. The transcript is spliced from 2 exons. Gene Ontology annotation, cellular component: plasma membrane. Gene Ontology annotation, biological process: inflammatory response; complement receptor mediated signaling pathway; phospholipase C-activating G protein-coupled receptor signaling pathway.
GACAGGGACAACAAAUAGCCACCAGCCAGACCAGAGGCUCACGAAGGGACAUGUGAGUCCUCAAGCCCCUCCUUCCCCCCGCCAUGUCCUGGUCCCCCACCAAUGCUUCGUUGCCUCCCAACACGACGUUGGGUGCCAUCCCCGGUGCAGCCGUGGGGCUGACGCUGCUAGCGGCCGCGGUGGCGGUGGGACUCCCAGGCAAUGCCUUGGUCCUGUUGAGUUGCAUGGCCGCCCGUCGCUGCAGCGUCCCUGUACUCCUCAUUUCCCACCUGGCCAUGGCCGACAUCGUCACCCUCCUCACAGGCCCCGUCUACCUCCACGCCCUCAGUGCCGGCCAGUGGCGUAUGGGCUCGGCCGUGUGCCGCGGCUGCCACUACCUCUGCGCUGCUGCCAUGUACGUCAGCGUCUUCCUCAUUGCCCUGCUGGGCCUGCACCGCUGUGCCGCUGUCUCCAGCCCGGCCACGGCUGCGCUGGUGGCUGCCGGGAGCCGCGCGGGCCGCUGGGCUCACGGGGCAGCCGCCGUGACAUGGGUGACGGCGCUGGCCUUGGCCAUCCCAGCCGCUGUGUUCCGGCGUGUGGAAGGAGGGCAGUGCCGGCGGGCGCACGGCACAGGAGCCCGGCUGCUGCUCCACAACCUCCUCGAGACCAUCUUGGGUUGGGCUUUGCCGUUGGCCGCCGUGGCCACAGGCUACGGGCUGCUGCUGCGGCGCUUGCGACAGACCCGCUUGGCCCAGCGCAGCCGCACCUUCCGGCUGGUGGCCGCCGUGGUGGUGGCCUUCGCUGUGGUGUGGGGGCCCUACCAUGUGGCUAGCAUCUUGGAGGUGGUUGUAGCCCUGCAGGGCGGUGGCAGGGCCCUGGAGGCGGCUGCCAAAGCCCUGCGGCCGCCGGCCACCGCUCUGGCCUUCCUCAGCAGUGCCAUCAACCCGCUCCUGUACGCGUGUGCAGGCCAGAGGCUGCGCCACGGCACCACCAGGAUGCUCCUGCCCCGGUUCCUGGAGCUCUCGGCCGUGACAGGCAGCUCCCGUGGGACACUGGCCAAAGACAAUCCACGGGGCAGGAGGGGAGGGGAGGAGCAGGGGACGAGGGGAGAGGGCGGAGAGGAAGGUAGGGAGGGGGAUGGGGGGGUGGAGAGGGGGUGA